GGUGGGAUAGGAUUAUGGUUGCACCUUGACAAUGCUAACCAUUAAAAUAUACGUCAGAUUAAUGAAUUAUAUCCUCAUUAAAAACGAGUUCCUUGGGUGGAAAUUAAUUCUAAGAUGAUUUUACAAAGACGGGAGCAAAGGCAGUAAUUUGAAUAACAGCACCUAUAUUUAAUGGAGUUACUAAAUGUUCAGGUGAUACAGGUGGUUGAAAAUAUCAAGGGAAACACUGUAGGCCUAAGUUUGGUUCCUCAUCUUUAUUUUCUUCUUUCCUCGUGUGUUUUCUGACGCCAUGUUGCUGCGGUGUGCAACAUUAUGUGGUAUCCAAGCAACGACGCAAGCAAGUAAUGCAGAGUAACGCAGACUGGAUACAGUGCAGACAGAGGAGCAGCCAAGGGUUUUUAACCUGGGGGCAGAAUAAAUUAAUAAAGCGAGGGCUAUACUGUGGGCACACUAGCAGAGGUAUGUGAUGUCUGUACUGUACAAACGAAGUUUAGUGAAGCUACCACUUAGUUUUUAGGCAGGGUAAUUUCAAAAUGUAUGGACGAGCUCCAAGAUUGACCUCCACGACAAGCGGCACCUCGUCUACUGUUGGACCCGGGUCGUACGAUGUCACCCACUGCAAAUAUCAAGUAUCAGAUGGCUAUGCUCCAUUCCUGUCCUUGACCAACAGACAGUCAGCAUUUAAAUCCACUGAGAGGAUACCAGGACCUGGACAGUAUGACUCCUCACCCGUUAAGCUAAAUGUCCAUGGUGGCUGCAGUCUUCAGAACCGCUCCAAGCGUUUUGAGGAGGUGGUGUCAGGGGUUCCUGGCCCCGGUGCCUACAACGUGCUGCCUGCCUCAGGAAAUACGCUCAGGGCUGUGACAGCGGAUGCAGGACAGGCUGAGAAGCUUGGCAGAAAAAUGUGGCUGCAGGCAAAAAGUCUCCGGCUGGUUCGUCAGUCAGAUAUCCCUUCCAUUCCUUCCCCGGGCCAGGCUUAUGGCUACGAGGAGGAUGUCCUGGGUGUGCUCCGUAAGCAACAGCCCCCUCCUACGGACACAACCCUGGGGCCAGCCUUCUACAAUCCAUCGCUGUCAGAGGGGUCUGCACAGAAGUAUAAAGGAGUCCAUUUUGGCAACAUGACAGGAAAGAGAGAUGAGGUGAGAGUGGAAGUGGGACCAGGUCCAGGACAAUAUUACCCUGAGAUAAUCCCAGAAACACACUAUGAAAACAUAAAUCUUAAAAAGGAACAGAAAGGCAGAGCUGAACUUAUCAUCCCUCGCUACUAUGAACUGGUGCCCAGUCAAGAGGAAAAGAAGGGAGUUCCGGGGCCGGGCCAGUACCACAUCAGAAGUCAGUUUGAGAAGCCUGUGAAGUCCAGUGGAAGCCUGUCGAAAUUUACUUGCCCCUUCCUUUCUCAGACUGAGAGGUUCAGCUUGGUGAAAGAAGUGUCGCCCCCUGUUGGUGUAUAUAAUGACCCACGCUGUUCCCUGGAGCUGCUGAAGAGGACAACAGGAGUGAAGAAAAGCCCAUUUGGCAUAACCGCAGUGCGCUUCACUCCUAACGACAUAAAAUGCUCCAUACCAGGUCCAGGAUCCUAUAACGUGUUUGAGCAAGGUUUAGCCCAGGAGAGUUUUAAAAAGGCAUUUUUAGAGCAAAGCAGGAAGGGAGGCUUCGGCUCCUCUGCUCAACGCAACUCCUUCUUCCACAACAAGGAAUCGAUAGAGGCCCCAAGUCCAGGACAGUAUGAGACAGAGAAGAAGACAGAGGAGCGCUACAAAAAGCAGCACACAGCGGUUUUCAAAUCAGCCACAGAACGUCUGGCAUUAUCACUACUUGCUAAAGAUUCCCCUCCACCCAACCGUUACAAUGUGAGUCAGACAUUUGAGAAGUCUAAUGGCCACUCUUACUUAGAACCCCGAAGUGAAGGAGCUAAGAGACGACAGAGCUGCUUCCUCUCUGCUGCACCGCGGGACAAUUUCUUCAGAAGAUGUGACCCCAGUGUGCCAGGCCCUGGCCAGUACAACCCCAGUGUGAAAUCAUUCCCUCAAAUGGCUCUGAUCUCCUCCAGAGAAGAUCGAUUCAAGGCAUCCAUAAACACAAACCCUGGACCUGGCACUUAUCAGUUGAGUCCAGGUUUCAUGAACACAGUACUAAAGGGCACCUUCAAUGUGACACUCGACAACCCCCUGGGCCCCUGCUGCUCCCCUCGUGUGGCCCCUGGCCCUUUUAAGGGCACACAAGACCAUUAAUGCUAUUGCAACGCCCAACACCUUCAUCGCUACCAGCACUUCUUAGUGUCAAAGUUGAGGGUCAAAGUUUACAGGUGAAAGGAUGCAGUUUGGAUGAAGAUGGACUCUGCAUCUCCAGCUGAUGGUUCCCUCGUUCUUUACUUUUGCUAAUGACAAUCUUGGCACGCUGAAUCAGCUGUUUUUGUGGAUCACUUCUCUCUGUAUACACCACUCUGUGAAUCAAUAACAAUUAAAAAGCUAUUAAUAUGAA
Seriola aureovittata is the source of this 2481-nucleotide messenger RNA. It is a transcript of the gene stpg2, whose product is annotated as sperm-tail PG-rich repeat containing 2. Lineage: Eukaryota; Metazoa; Chordata; Actinopteri; Carangiformes; Carangidae. Bases 534 to 2231 code for a protein of 565 amino acids. The transcript has 14 exons. The record is from RefSeq and is a predicted model, not a curated record.